Messenger RNA from Candida tropicalis MYA-3404, 3294 nucleotides. RefSeq names its product valine--tRNA ligase (gene VAS1). Gene Ontology annotation, molecular function: aminoacyl-tRNA deacylase activity; ATP binding; valine-tRNA ligase activity. The transcript has a single exon. Gene Ontology annotation, cellular component: cytosol. Gene Ontology annotation, biological process: valyl-tRNA aminoacylation. The record is from RefSeq and is a predicted model, not a curated record. Bases 1 to 3294 code for a protein of 1097 amino acids. NCBI's taxonomy places the organism in Eukaryota, Fungi, Ascomycota, Pichiomycetes, Serinales, Debaryomycetaceae.
AUGCUUUCUGGUAGAUCACUACUUCAAAGAAUUAGAUUCCCAUUAGUUAUUAAUAGAGUUGAUAUAAUUAGAAGGCAAUCAACAAUUAACAAAAUGAGUGAACCUAUUACUAAACCAGUUGAAGGUCAAACCCCUGCUGCUGCUGCCGCUGCCCCAGCUCCAGCUACAACAGGUGAUGAUGGCCAACCAAGACAAAAAACUGCUAAAGAAUUAGAAAAAGAAAGAAAGAAAGCUGAAAAAUUGGCUAAAUUCAAUGCCAAGAAGGCUAAACAAGCUGAAGCCAACAAGAACAAAUCUGAUGAACCAAAGAAAGCCAAGAAGGAAAAGAAACAAGCUGCUCCUGAAAAAAUUCCAGAAUUUGUUGAUGAAACCAAACCAGGUGAAAAGAAAAUUUUAACUUCUUUGGAUGAUGCUGCUUUCAAAGCUUAUAAUCCAAAAUAUGUUGAAAGUUCAUGGUAUUCCUGGUGGGAAAAACAAGGUUUCUUUGAACCUGAAUUGACUGAAGAUGGUAAAAUUAAAUCUGAAGGUUGUUUCUCUAUUCCAUGUCCACCACCAAAUGUCACUGGUGCUUUACAUAUUGGACAUGCUUUAACUGUUUCUAUUCAAGAUACUUUGAUUAGAUGGAAUAGAAUGCAAGGUAAAACCACUUUGUUCAUUCCAGGUUUCGAUCAUGCUGGUAUUGCUACUCAAUCCGUUGUUGAAAAACAAAUUUGGGCUAAAGAAAAGAAGACUAGACAUGAUUAUGGUCGUGAAAAAUUCAUUGAAAAAGUUUGGGAAUGGAAAGACGAAUACCAUAACAGAAUUAAGAACCAAUUCAAGAAAUUGGGUGCUUCUUAUGAUUGGACUAGAGAAAAAUUCACUUUAAAUCCAGAUUUAUCUGAAGCUGUUACUGAAGCUUUCGUUAGAAUGCACGAAGAUGGUACUAUUUACCGUGCUUUUAGAUUGGUCAAUUGGUCUGUUAAAUUGAACACUGCUAUUUCUAACUUGGAAGUUGAUAACAAAAACAUCCCAGGUAGAACCUUGUUGGCUGUUCCAGGUUAUGAUUCUAAAAUUGAAUUUGGUGUUUUAACUUCCUUUUCUUACCAAGUUGUUGGUUCUGAUGAAAAACUUACUGUUGCUACCACUAGACCUGAAACUAUUUUUGGUGAUACUGGUGUUGCUGUUCAUCCAAAGGAUCCAAGAUACACUCAUUUACAUGGUAAAUUUGUUCAACAUCCAUUCUUGGACCGUAAAUUGCCAAUUAUCACUGAUGCUGAAACUGUUGAUAUGGAAUUUGGUACUGGUGCUGUUAAAAUUACUCCAGCUCAUGACCAAAACGAUUACAACACCGGUAAAAGAAACAACUUGGAAUUCAUCAACAUUUACACCGAUGAUGGUUUAUUGAACGAAAACUGUGGUCCAGAAUGGAAAGGUAUGAAGAGAUUCGAUGCCAGAUACAAGGUUAUUGAACAAUUGAAAGAAAAAGGUUUGUAUGUUGACCAAAAGGACAAUGAAAUGACUAUCCCAGUUUGUUCCAGAUCUGGAGAUAUUAUUGAACCAUUGUUGAAACCACAAUGGUAUGUUGACCAACAACAAAUGGCUAAAGAUGCUAUUGCUGCUGUUAAAUCUGGUGAAAUUGUCAUUAACCCAAAGACUUCUGAAGCUGAAUACUUCCAAUGGUUGGAAAACAUUCAAGAUUGGUGUAUCUCUCGUCAAUUGUGGUGGGGUCACAGAUGUCCAGUUUACUUUGUUGAUAUUGAAGGUGAAGAACACGAUAGACUUGAUAAUGAAUACUGGGUUUCUGGUAGAACUGAAGAAGAAGCCUUGGCUAAAGCUCAAAAGAAAUUCGCUGACAAGAAAUUUACUUUGCACCAAGAUGAAGAUGUCUUGGAUACCUGGUUCUCUUCUGGUUUAUGGCCUAUUUCUACUUUAGGUUGGCCACAUCAAACCAAGGACAUGGAAUUGUUCAACCCAAUGUCUAUGUUGGAAACCGGUUGGGAUAUUUUGUUCUUCUGGGUCUCUAGAAUGAUCUUGAUGUCUAUUAAAUUAACCGGUAAAGUUCCAUUUAAGGAAGUUUUCUGUCACUCCUUGGUUAGAGAUGCUCAAGGUCGUAAGAUGUCCAAAUCUUUGGGUAAUGUCAUUGAUCCAUUGGAUGUUAUCACUGGUAUUCCAUUACAAGGUUUGCAUGACAAAUUGUUGACUGGUAACUUGGACCCAAGAGAAUUGAAGAAAGCUACUGAAGGUCAAAAGAUUUCUUAUCCAAAUGGUAUUCCAGAAUGUGGUACUGAUGCUCUUAGAUUUGCCCUUUGUGCUUACAGUACUGGUGGUAGAGAUAUCAACUUGGAUAUUUUGAGAGUUGAAGGUUACCGUAAGUUCUGUAACAAGAUUUACCAAGCCACUAAAUUCGUUUUGGGUAGAUUGGGUAACGAUUAUGUUCCACCAAAGACCAGUGAUUUAACUGGUAAAGAAUCCUUGGUUGAAAAAUGGAUUUUGCACAAAUUGUCUCAUGCUGCCAAGAACACCAAUGAAGCUUUAGAAGCUAGAAACUUUGGUGAUGCUACUGGUUUUGUUUACAACUUCUGGUAUGAUUUAUGUGAUGUUUACAUUGAAAACUCUAAAUCUUUGAUCCAAGAUGGUACUCCAGAACAAAAGAAAUCUGCUCAAGAUACUUUGUACACUUGUAUUGAUGGUGCAUUGAGAAUGAUUCAUCCAUUCAUGCCAUUUGUUUCCGAAGAAAUGUGGCAAAGAUUACCAAGACGUGAAGGUGACAACACCCUUACUGUCAUGAAGGCCAAAUACCCAACUUACAAGAAAGAAUUUGAUGAUGUCAAAUCUUAUGAAGCUUAUGAAUUGGUUCUUGAUAUUACCAAGGGUGCCAGAUCUUUGUUGGCUCAAUACAACAUCUUGAAGAAUGGUCAAGUUUAUGUUGAAUCUUCUAAAGAAGAUAUCUUUGCAAUUGCUUCCGAACAACAAGACUCUAUUGUUUCUUUGAUCAAGGGUGUUGAAAAAAUCUUUGUUGUUAAGACCCCAGAAGAAGUUCCAUCUGGUUGUGCUUUACAAGCAAUUGGUCCAGACUGUACUGUUCAUGUUUUGGUUAAAGGUCAAAUUGAUUUAGAUGCUGAAAUUAGUAAAGUCAACAAGAAAUUGUCCAACACUCAAGAACAAAAGAAGAAACUUGAAGAUUCUAUCAGUAAAUUUACUGAAAAGACCAAACCAGAAGCUAAAGAAUCUGCUCAAAAGAGACUUGAAAAAGUCAGUGCUGAAAUUGAAGGUUAUGAACAAACCAUUGCUAUUUUAGAAAAAUUGAAACUUUAG